AUGUUGAUGAUAAAGAGAAGUGCCAGAGUGAUAAACAGUCCAAUUUUGAUAAGGUCAUUGACCACGACUCAAGAGUACGUUCCUCCAGAUAUCAAAGGGCUCGAGAAAAGAUGGGAAAAGAUGAAAGAAUUGGAUCAAGCUGAUGUGAUUGAUUAUUUGAAUUGGAAAGGUCAAGAUGAUUGGAGAAAACUAAGUGAUCAGGAGAAAAAAUCCUGGUAUUACAUAUAUUAUGGGAACUGGGGGCCUAGAUCAUCUACACCACAACAAAGUAUUAGUGGGACCGUGUUGAGAGCGUUGUUUGGUGGUGUGCUAACCAUUGCCCUUGGUGUUAGUGUGAUGAAUUAUGCUUAUGAUUUGGAAAGAGAAGAGAAGGUGAAGAAUCUGUUGGAAAGAAUAGAGAAGGAGAAAUGA
Messenger RNA from Hansenula anomala, 411 nucleotides. It is a transcript of the gene MTC3, whose product is annotated as Mtc3p. Gene Ontology annotation, biological process: mitochondrial electron transport, cytochrome c to oxygen. Bases 1 to 411 code for a protein of 136 amino acids. Lineage: Eukaryota; Fungi; Ascomycota; Saccharomycetes; Phaffomycetales; Wickerhamomycetaceae. The transcript has a single exon. The record is from RefSeq and is a predicted model, not a curated record.